AUGAAUAGAUACACAACGAUCAAGCAACUUGGGGAUGGAACCUAUGGUUCCGUCCUACUGGGACGAAGCAUUGAGUCUGGGGAGCUGAUUGCUAUUAAAAAAAUGAAAAGAAAGUUUUAUUCCUGGGAGGAAUGCAUGAACCUUCGGGAGGUUAAGUCUUUAAAGAAGCUCAACCACGCCAAUGUUGUAAAAUUAAAAGAAGUUAUCAGGGAAAAUGAUCAUCUUUAUUUUAUCUUCGAGUACAUGAAGGAAAAUCUUUACCAGCUCAUUAAAGAAAGAAAUAAGUUGUUUCCUGAAUCUGCUAUAAGGAAUAUCAUGUAUCAGAUAUUACAAGGACUUGCAUUUAUUCACAAACACGGCUUCUUUCAUAGGGACUUAAAGCCUGAGAACCUCCUCUGCAUGGGCCCAGAGCUUGUGAAAAUUGCAGACUUCGGGUUGGCCCGAGAGAUCCGAUCAAGACCCCCAUACACAGACUAUGUAUCCACCAGAUGGUACAGGGCUCCAGAAGUGCUCCUGAGGUCUACCAACUACAGCUCCCCCAUUGACAUCUGGGCAGUGGGCUGCAUCAUGGCAGAAGUGUACACCCUCAGGCCACUCUUCCCUGGGGCCAGUGAAAUUGACACCAUCUUCAAAAUUUGCCAACUGUUGGGGACACCAAAAAAGACCGACUGGCCUGAAGGCUACCAACUUUCAAGUGCAAUGAACUUCCGCUGGCCCCAGUGCGUACCCAAUAACUUAAAGACCCUGAUUCCAAAUGCUAGCAGUGAAGCCAUUCAACUCCUGAGAGACAUGCUUCAGUGGGAUCCCAAGAAACGGCCAACAGCUAGUCAGGCGCUUCGAUAUCCUUACUUCCAGAUUGGGCAUCCGCUGGGCAGCACCACACAGAGCCUUCAGGAUUCAGGAAAACCACAGAAGGAUGUCCUGGAAAAGGCAGGCCCACCUCCUCACAUUAAGCCGAUCCCACCUGCCCAGCCCCCAACCAAGCCACACACACGGAUUUCUUCGAGACAGCAUCAGGCCAGCCAGCCCCCUCAGCAUCUCAUGUACCCCUACAAAACAGAGGCUUCCAGGACAGACCACCUGAACCAUCUUCCAGAGGACAAGCCAAGCCCGUUGCUCUUCCCGUCCCUCCAUACCAAGAAUCCUCAGUCGAAAAUGCUGGCUGGCCUGGAACACAAAAAUGGGGAGAUCAAGCCAAAGAGUAGGAGAAGGUGGGGUCUUGUGUCCCGGUCCACAAAGGAUUCCGAUGACUGGGCUGACUUGGAUGACUUGGAUUUCAGUCCAUCCCUCAGCAGGAUGGACCUGAAAAACAAGAAGAGACAGAGCGAAGAGACCCUCUGCAGAUUUGAGAGUGUUUUGGACCUGAAGCCCUCUGAGCCCAUCGGUACAGGAAAUAGCGCCCCCACCCAGACCUCUUAUCAGAGGCGAGACACCCCGACCCUGAGGUCCGCGGCCAAGCAGCACUACUUGAAGCACUCCCGAUACUUGCCUGGAAUAAAUAUAAGAAAUGGCAUACUUCCAAAUCCAGGCAAGGAUUUCAUUCCAUCUAACCCAUGGUCUAGUUCUGGUUUGUCUGGAAAAUCUUCAGGGACAGUAUCGGUAAUCAGCAAAAUAAAUUCAGUUGGUUCCAGCUCUACAAGUUCUAGUGGACUGACUGGAAACUAUAUCCCCUCCUUUCUAAAAAAAGAAGUUGGUUCUGCUAUGCAGAGGGUACACUUGGCACCUAUUCCAGACCCUUCCCCUGGCUAUUCUUCCCUGAAGGCCAUGAGACCUCAUCCUGGGCGACCUUUUUUCCACACCCAGCCUAGAAGCACUCCCGGGUUGAUGCCCCGGCCUCCGGCUGCCCAGCCAGUGCAUGGCCGGACGGACUGGGCUUCUAAGUACGCGUCUCGGCGAUGA
Messenger RNA from Puma concolor (puma), 1899 nucleotides. RefSeq names its product ciliogenesis associated kinase 1 (gene CILK1). Gene Ontology annotation, molecular function: protein kinase activity; ATP binding. The record is from RefSeq and is a predicted model, not a curated record. Lineage: Eukaryota; Metazoa; Chordata; Mammalia; Carnivora; Felidae. Gene Ontology annotation, biological process: protein phosphorylation.